Colius striatus (speckled mousebird) is the source of this 2376-nucleotide messenger RNA. RefSeq names its product minichromosome maintenance complex binding protein (gene MCMBP). Gene Ontology annotation, molecular function: chromatin binding. NCBI's taxonomy places the organism in Eukaryota, Metazoa, Chordata, Aves, Coliiformes, Coliidae. The transcript is spliced from 16 exons. Gene Ontology annotation, biological process: DNA-templated DNA replication. Bases 222 to 2126 code for a protein of 634 amino acids. The record is from RefSeq and is a predicted model, not a curated record.
AUGGCGGCGGCGGCGCCACGCCCCGGCGCCCUCUCGGCGUCGGGCUGAGAAGAAGGCGGGCCCGGCGCUGGCAGGGCCGCCAUUGCCGCAGGAAGAGGAGGAGGAGAAGGAGGGCGGAAGUGGGGAGCCCCCGCGCUAGGCUCGGAGCGGGAUUCGGCGGCUGCAGGGAGCCGGCAGCCCUCUGCCUGCCCUCGUUCCCCGCGGCGAGGCUCGCCCCCGCCAUGCCGUGCGUGGCCGACUGGCUCAACAACCCCUUCAGCAUCGUGCAGGGCAUCUUCGCCCAAAAUGUUCCAAACUCUGAUUGGGAAAAGAAAGUAACUGAAUACUUCAAGGAGAAGUUAAAAGAAAACAAUGCUACUAACUGGGUCCCAUCGCUGAAUGAUGUUCCCGUUCAUUACCUAAAACCCAACAGUUUAGUGAAAUUUCGCUGCAUGGUUCAAGACAUGUUUGAUCCUGAAUUUUACAUGGGCAUCUAUGAAACAGUUGACCCAAACACAAAUGCACGUGUUUUGCAUUUUGGUAAAUACAGAGAUGUGGCAGAAUGUGGGCCUCAGCAGGAAAUCGAUUUGAACUCCUCCCGAACAGUCACGGCAGAGAGACAGACUUUCUACUGCGUUCCAGUGCCUGGCGAAUCAGCAUGGGUGAAAGAGGCGUACAUCAGUGCGAGCCAAGCUCGGGUCAGUCCUUCAACAUCCUACACACCCAGUCGCCACAAGAGGAGCUACGAGGAAGAUGAAGACAUGGAUCUACAUCCAUCUAAACAGAAAGACCAACAUAUGGGCAGCGGAGGUGAUAUCCACGGAUGUGUGGAGCCAAAGAGAUUAGAAACAGAAGCUUCUGCCGGUCACCAUCUCAUCUCUGCCAACUGCUCCCCUCCACUUGACUUAAAUUUUCCACUGCCAGGAGAGAAGGGACCAGCAUGUCUUGUAAAGGUCUACGAGAGCUGGGAGAGCUUCAAAGUCAAUGAUGUUCUGGAGGUGUACGGGAUUUUGUCUGUGGAUCCAGUGCUGAGCAUAGUAAACAAUGAAGAGAGGGACAGCUCAACCCUCGAUCCCAUGGAGUGUAUGGACACAGCAGAAGAACAGAGAGUACACAGUCCUCCUGCCUCAUUAGUCCCCAGAAUCCACGUGAUUUUGGCACAGAAAUUACAACACAUUAACCCAUUACUGCCUGCUUGCCUUAAUGAAGAGGAGAGUAAAACCUUUGUUUCUAACUUCAUGUCUGAGCUGUCACCAGUGAGAGCAGAGUUGCUUGGUUUCCUCACCCACGCCCUCUUGGGAGACAGUCUGGCUGCAGAAUACCUUAUACUGCAUCUCAUCUCCACAGUUUAUGCAAGACGAGAUGUGCUUCCUCUGGGGAAAUUCACAGUCAACCUGAGUGGGUGUCCGAGGAACAGCGUCUUCACCGAGCACAUCUACCGCAUCAUCCAGCAGCUCGUCCCAGCAUCCUAUCGCCUACAAAUGACCAUUGAGAACAUGAAUCACUCACGGUUUAUCCCACACAAGGACUACGCUGCCAAUCGCUUAGUCAGUGGGGUACUGCAGCUCGCCAGCAACACCUCCCUUGUAGUAGAUGAGACUCAGCUUGAGCAAGGACAGCUUGAUACAACAGGUGUACACAACGUGACAGCACUGGGAAACCUGAUCACUUGGCAGAAGGUGGAUUACGACUUCAGUUACCACCAGAUGGAAUUCCCAUGCAACAUUAACGUCCUGAUCACUUCCGAGGGCCGCUCGCUCCUGCCGUCAGAUUGCCAAGUCCACUUACAACCACAGAUCAUCCCACCAAACAUGGAGGAGUACAUGAACAGCCUCCUAACAGCCGUGCUCCCUUCUGUGCUGAACAAGUUUCGGAUUUACCUGAGCUUACUGAGGCUGCUGGACUACAGUAUAUCUGACGAAGUGACCAAGGCAGUGGAAGAAGACUUUGUAGAAAUGCGCAAGAACGACCCCGAGAGCGUCACAGCCGACGACCUCCACAGGACACUGCUGGUAGCACGGUUCCUGUCUCUCAGCGCGGGACAGACCACGCUGUCCAGGGAGCGGUGGCUGAGAGCGAAGCAGCUGGAGGCGCUGCGGAAAGCCAGGCUGCAGCAGCAGAAGUGUGUCAAUGGGAAUGAACUCUAACAGCGUGCAGAGGCUGCCAUCAACACCUGUCUAAUCCUAGAUGGAACCUAUACUAAGAUUGGAAUAUUGUUUAUACCAGUUUUUGUAGAUAAUUUAUACCAAAAGCUAUGGCUAUUUCCCCUUGCAGUCUGAACACACUUAACUCAGUUCAGCCACUUCCAACAUUUUAUGACAUUUUUUUGGAGCCUGUUUUGUAACUGAAAAUUGGUAACACUGAGCAAAUUGUUUGAUAUUAAACUUUAAUACUGAA